Dissoconium aciculare CBS 342.82 is the source of this 981-nucleotide messenger RNA. Its product is annotated as calcineurin-like phosphoesterase. Bases 1 to 981 code for a protein of 326 amino acids. The transcript has 3 exons. NCBI's taxonomy places the organism in Eukaryota, Fungi, Ascomycota, Dothideomycetes, Mycosphaerellales, Dissoconiaceae. Gene Ontology annotation, biological process: mitotic cell cycle; peptidyl-serine dephosphorylation. The record is from RefSeq and is a predicted model, not a curated record. Gene Ontology annotation, cellular component: cytosol. Gene Ontology annotation, molecular function: protein serine/threonine phosphatase activity.
AUGGACACGACCAUGGAGGAUGCCGGCAAGGCAGAGCAUGCCCUCGGUGUAUCUACAGACCCACCACCGAUCUCGACCGUGGACGGAUGGAUCGAGAAUCUCAUGGCGUGCAAGCAGCUGGCGGAGGAAGAUAUUCGAAGGCUUUGCGAAAAGGCGCGAGAAGUGCUGCAAGACGAGUCCAACGUUCAGCCGGUCAAAUGUCCCGUCACAGUAUGUGGUGACAUUCACGGCCAAUUUCACGAUCUCAUGGAGCUUUUCAAGAUCGGUGGCCCCAACCCCGACACCAACUAUCUCUUCAUGGGUGACUAUGUUGAUCGGGGUUACUUUUCGGUGGAGACGGUGACUCUGCUGGUCGCAUUGAAGAUUCGCUAUCCCAGCCGCAUCACGAUCCUGCGUGGCAACCACGAAAGUCGUCAAAUCACACAAGUGUACGGCUUCUACGACGAGUGCUUGCGCAAGUACGGCAACGCCAAUGUCUGGAAAUUCUUCACAGACCUUUUCGACUACCUUCCACUGACAGCUUUGAUUGACAAUCAAAUCUUCUGCUUACACGGUGGCCUGUCGCCGAGCAUUGAUACUUUGGACAACAUCCGUGCACUCGACCGAAUUCAGGAAGUCCCGCAUGAGGGUCCUAUGUGUGAUCUGCUAUGGUCAGAUCCCGAUGACCGAUGCGGAUGGGGAAUAAGCCCGAGAGGUGCUGGUUACACCUUCGGGCAGGAUAUCAGUGAGGCGUUCAAUCACAACAACGGCCUGACCCUGGUCGCUCGUGCACAUCAAUUGGUCAUGGAAGGUUACAAUUGGAGUCAAGACCGUAACGUGGUGACCAUAUUUUCUGCACCCAAUUACUGCUACCGCUGCGGCAAUCAAGCGGCCAUUAUGGAGAUUGACGAACACCUCAAGUACACCUUCUUACAAUUCGAUCCUUGCCCACGGGCUGGCGAGCCCAUGGUGUCUCGACGUACACCAGAUUACUUCUUGUAG